AUGCCUCGCACCAACAACCCCGUCGAGUUCAUCUCGAUCACGUACGCCAACGACUCGAACGAGCUCAACCCGCAGCCCGGCGCGCCCGUGGACCCCGAGUUCCUGAUCCGGUAUGCGCGCACGCUCGACGACAACAAGUUCAACUACACGCUUGUGCCGUACGGCUCGGGCGGGUUCGACCCGUUCGCGCUCGCGGCCACCAUCGUCGCCGUGACCAAGAACAUCAAGGUCAUCAUCGCGCUGCGCCCCAACACCAUCUUCCCGACCGUGGCCGCGCGCAAGCUCACCACGCUCGACCAGCUGUCCAACGGCCGCGUGGUGGUGCACUUCAUCGCGGGCGGCAACGACGCCGAGCAGGCGCGCGAGGGCGACUUCUUGUCCAAGGUCGACCGGUACGGCCGCCUCGAGGACUACAUCAAGAUCCUGCGCCGCGCGUGGGCGUCGUCCGAGCCCUUCGACUGGGACUCCAAGUACUACAAGUUCACCGGCUUCUCCAACCAGGUGCUGCCUGUCAACGGGCACAUCCCCGUGUCCGUCGGCGGGUCAAGCGACGACGCGUACCGUAUCGGCGGUGCGCUCGCCGACAUCUUCGGCCUGUGGGGCGAGCCGCUCAAGGAGACAAAGGAGCAGAUCGACCGCAUCUACGCGGCUGCCGCGGCAGCAGGCAGGCCAGAGGGAGACCGCCCGCGUAUCUGGGUGACCUUCCGCCCCAUCAUCGCCGAGACAGAGGACCUCGCGUGGGCCAAGGCGCACCGCACGCUCCACGCGCUCAAGAACAACCGCGCGGCAGGCAAGCUGCGCGUCGCGCCCACUGCGCCUGAGCCGCAGAACGUCGGGUCCCAGCGCCUGCUCGAGAUCGCCAAGCGCGGCGACGUGCAGGACCGCGCGCUCUGGUACCCCACCGUCACGGCCACGAAUGCCGGCGGCGCCUCGACGGCGCUCGUCGGCUCGCCCCAAACCAUCAUCGACUCGCUCGUCGACUAUGUCGACCUCGGCGCUGACCUCAUCUCGAUCCGCGGCUACGACAACCUCUCCGACGCGAUCGACUAUGGCCGCUGGGUUCUCCCUGGCGUCCGCAAGGCGAUCGCGGAGGGUUACCAGCCCCCGGCCAUCGCCACCACCAACGGCAACGGUGCCCACGCUUGA
Vanrija pseudolonga is the source of this 1146-nucleotide messenger RNA. RefSeq names its product Alkanesulfonate monooxygenase. NCBI's taxonomy places the organism in Eukaryota, Fungi, Basidiomycota, Tremellomycetes, Trichosporonales, Trichosporonaceae. The transcript has a single exon. Gene Ontology annotation, molecular function: oxidoreductase activity, acting on paired donors, with incorporation or reduction of molecular oxygen. The record is from RefSeq and is a predicted model, not a curated record. Bases 1 to 1146 code for a protein of 381 amino acids.